AUGACUUCAACUGGCCGCUUACGUACGAUGCGAUGUGAGUUGGGUUAUGUACGUAGAGCCGAUGGCUCCUGCUCCUACUCACAAGGAAGAACUUCACUUUGGGCAAGUUGUUCGGGACCAGGUGACAUUCAUAUUGCUCGUCGUGAAGAUGAACAAAUGCACCUCGAUGUGAGUUUCCGCCAACUCACAGGAGAUUGUCAAUAUCAUCAGGUGUGUUGCCAGUUUUUUUAG
Cooperia oncophora is the source of this 231-nucleotide messenger RNA. The record is from the annotation of a GenBank genome assembly. Lineage: Eukaryota; Metazoa; Nematoda; Chromadorea; Rhabditida; Trichostrongylidae.